AUGGCUGUCGUAGGAGUUGGUUUGGACCUGAUCACCUGGAUCACGCCUCAUUAUGUGGUAUGGGGGUUACGGCUACGUCGGGCUCACAAGCUUGCCAUCACGGCUAUCUUCGCCUUUGGAAUACUGACAAUUGUUAUUGGCGUUUUUCGUAUUACCGCCAUUGCAGACGCCCCUGUCGAUAGCGAUUUGACCUACGGCAUAGGCAUAAAUCUGCUCUGGGCCCUCGCCCAGAUGAGUACGGGUAUCAUCGUUGCUUGCUUGCCACACCUGCGUCCAGCGUUCGAGAAGGUAGUGCCGAGGAGGCUCACGCGUAUCGCCACACGCAGCAAUACACGCCUUCGUUUGAACGGCGGCGAACCACAAACACCUCGACAGAACUCGAUUGCCGUAACAACGAAGAUCGAGGUGGACAAUGCCUUUCCGUCUCCAGCCCUUUCGGCACCUUUCCACGAUGGACAUCAGGAACCUUGGGCCCCAACGUUCGAGGUCGUGAAUACACUGGCUGUGCCUCAGCAGCAUACGAUGCUUUGUCGGGAGGGUCCUCCUCGGGCAGUUGGCUGCUGCUGCCUCAGGGCUUGA
Molecule: messenger RNA, 579 nt
Organism: Macroventuria anomochaeta
Lineage: Eukaryota; Fungi; Ascomycota; Dothideomycetes; Pleosporales; Didymellaceae
Exons: 2
Coding region: 1-579 (192 amino acids)
Source: RefSeq, a predicted model, not a curated record